Messenger RNA from Sclerotinia trifoliorum, 2854 nucleotides. Lineage: Eukaryota; Fungi; Ascomycota; Leotiomycetes; Helotiales; Sclerotiniaceae. The record is from the annotation of a GenBank genome assembly.
UCGCAUCACAUCAGUUUGCAUUGAGGCAUAAUUUGAACUCGAGAGUCUCCCAUCAAGAUAAAAGUUUAAACCUUGAAAGAAUCCAACAUCUAUUUCUACCUCCUCCUCCUCCUCUUCUACUUCUUUCCUCUACCCAAUUUAGACAAAGAAUAUCUGCCUUUUGGCAUUUCUCACGAUUGUUACGUGGUUUGCAACAUCCAUCCUGCGCCGGCAUCAUUAUUUAUAGUGGCAUCACUGGGAGGGGUAUCCACAGCUACCUAAUACCGAUAGGUACCUCAACCUGCCUCCUGAAUUACAAAACCAAGAACUCAAGUCUCUUCGACUGCGAGAGUUAAGACCAAAGUAACAAUUCGCAAAUAUGAAUAUUAUCAAGUUGCAGAGGUAUGUAAAUAUUCUAAUAGACCUAUUAAUUAGUCAAGCCCACCUUUGUCUAACCGUUUUCCUUUAUAGGAAGUAUCCUCAAUUCGCGCAGGAUGAGAUCUUUGGUCUUCAAGAUGCCUUCCGCAAGCUCGACGUGGAUGAUAAGGGAUAUAUUGACGAGGCUACAGCUAUUAAAGCUACACAAGGGAGCGAAAGACAGCCUUACGAUGUUGUAAGGCAGGCUUUAAAAGAGGUCGAUCUUGACUCGUCUAGAAGAGUUGAGCUAGAGGAUUAUGUAGGAGUAAGUUUAGGCAAACAUCUAUUUAGCACAUUGACGAAUAUCGACUAAUCACCUUCAAGCUUAUUUCCAAGCUACGGGUUUCAUCACCAGCACAGCAGCGCAUGUCAACCGGUCCACAGAGUCCUGCUCGUGGAAUAGUAUCUCAACACACCGGAGGGGCAAGCGGACAUGCUUCAAAAGCAAGCAUCAGUGGCCGUAUUCAAGUCCAAGGAUCUUCAUCGAACGUUACCCAUACCAUUAAUGAGGAUGAGCGAACGGAAUUUACUCGUCACAUCAAUGCAGUCUUGGCAGGCGACGCAGAUAUUGGCUCGCGUCUGCCAUUUCCCACAGAUACAUUCGAGAUGUUCGAUGAGUGUAAGGAUGGUCUAGUAUUAGCCAAGUUGAUCAACGACAGUGUGCCGGAUACUAUUGAUGAGCGUGUGCUAAACCGCCCUGGAAAGAAGAUCAAGACUCUCAACGCAUUCCAUAUGACUGAGAAUAAUAACAUUGUUAUUGAGUCUGCGAAGGGUAUUGGUUGUUCGGUGGUCAACAUUGGCAGUGGAGAUAUCAUAGAAGUCCGAGAACAUUUGAUAUUGGGUCUAAUUUGGCAGAUUAUACGAAGAGGUCUGUUGAACAAGAUCGAUAUUAAGCUUCACCCAGAGUUGUAUAGGCUCUUGGAAGACGACGAGACAUUGGAACAAUUCUUGAGAUUACCUCCCGAGCAAAUCUUGCUUAGAUGGGUCAACUAUCAUUUGAAAGCUGCGAAUUGGCCACGAAGGUAGGACUAAUCUUAAGGUAGUCAAAACUUGCUAACAUUCUAUCAGAGUUGCGAACUUUUCUAGCGAUGUGAAGGAUGCCGAAAACUACACUGUUCUCCUAGCUCAGAUUGCGCCAGAGUUUUGCGAUCGUGGACCAUUACAAACAGGCGACCUUUUGCAGAGAGCGGAGCAGGUUUUACAGAACGCUGAUAAACUAGACUGCCGAAAGUUCCUUACGUCUAGUUCCCUUGUAGCUGGAAACCCCAAAUUGAACUUGGCUUUUGUUGCCAAUCUCUUCAAUACCCGCCCGGCACUGGAUCCGAUCACCGAAGAAGAGAAAGCCCAGGUUGAUGAUUUCGACGCAGAAGGCGAGAGAGAAGCAAGAGUUUUCACUCUCUGGUUGAACAGUCUCGAUGUGCAACCUGCUGUAAAUUCAUUAUACGAAGACCUCAAAGACGGCACCAUUAUCCUGCAAGCAUACGACAAAGUUAUCAAGGGUUCCGUCAAUUGGCGCCAUGUAAACAAGGUGCCUGCCGGUGGAGAGAUGUCGAGAUUCAAGGCUCUAGAGAACACAAACUACGCUAUCGAACUUGGGAAACAAAACCGUUUCUCAUUAGUUGGUGUUCAAGGAGCAGAUAUUUACGAUGGCCAACGGACUCUUACACUUGGUCUCGUUUGGCAAUUGAUGCGCAGAGAUAUUUCCGAAACCCUCACAGCCCUUGCUCAACGUCUCGGAAAGCGUGAAAUUUCAGAUGCAGAAAUGAUCAAAUGGGCCAAUAACAUGUCACAGAAGGGAGGCAAGGGCUCUACCAUCCGCUCUUUCAAGGAUCAAUCAAUUGGAAGUGGUGUCUUCCUUCUUGAUGUUUUGAACGGAAUGAAGAGCAGUUACGUUGAUUACGAUCUCGUGACACCAGGGACGAAUGAGGAUGAUGCUUACAUGAACGCCAAAUUGAGUAUCAGUAUUGCAAGAAAGAUGGGAGCGACAAUUUGGUUGGUGCCAGAGGAUAUCUGCCAAGUUAGAAGUCGCUUGGUGGUUACUUUCAUUGGUAAGUUUAGAUUUCCUUUUUCUUUUUCAGCUUGGGAUACUUCAAAAUAUGAGUUCUAACAUAUUCUCAGGUUCCCUGAUGGCUACAUAUGAGAAGAUGCAGUAAUUGGCUGCUCGGUUGACGGAUGGGCGGAUUGAUGGAUGAUGGGAAAUUAUGACGGGGAUGACAGAUAGCGCGAUGGUUGAAAGUGCGGGUGAGGCGAAUCAAUGGCUGUAGGACAUAGAAAAGCAUUGGUAUUUCAUUCUAUGAGAGAAAGGGUGGAUUAUUGACUAUUUGAUUAUGAGAAAGAGUUUUCAUGAAGAUUACCAAAACAACAAAUACCACAUACAGCAUGGCAUGGCAUUGUAUUGUAUUGUAUUGCAUUUCAACGAUACAACAAACAGGAUGGAUCUAAUGACUGCAAAAUAUAA